Trichobilharzia regenti is the source of this 267-nucleotide messenger RNA. NCBI's taxonomy places the organism in Eukaryota, Metazoa, Platyhelminthes, Trematoda, Strigeidida, Schistosomatidae. The record is from the annotation of a GenBank genome assembly.
AUGAAGAUCUACUGCUCACUGUAUUUCUUACUGUUUGUGGUGAUUCAUGUCGCAGACUUCAACGGCAUAGCCCCAACGGAAAACAACACUUCAACAACAGACUCGCCAGUCCAGAAAACUACACCUCGCGUGACUUCCACAGAAGUGACACAACAGCCAUUGGUGACUGCUGAGAAGAUGAAAAUUAGUCAAAGUUCCGGAAAAACUAAGGAUUUUAUUCGGAAAUUAAAAGAAGAGAAGGCAAAAACCGCAAUGAGAUUCGGUUAA